AUGCAGACUCGCAGUCAAGCGCGCAAGAGCCCUCCCGAGGUCGUUUCGUACGACGGGGAAGGGGCGUACACCCGGACCACCCCCUCCGCCACUGGUCAAGGAACCCACAUUCGUUGGGAGUACCCCGACGAACCGUCUCCCCCCACCCGCACCACCAAGUCUGACAACACGGCGACUAGAGAUGCCCAGUCCAACCGCCUUACGAGCCUCACGAUCAACACCGACCGCGCGACGAGCGUCGAGUCUUUCAACUCGCUCUUCGAUGGGCCUCUUUCGCCCAUCUCAGAAGACAGCUCUUCAGCCUCUGGAGGCUCGUUCAGCUCGCUCUUUGAUGGGUCCUUGUCAUCCAUUUCUUCUGAGGGCUCUGUCAAGGAUUCAGAGCCACCUCGCACCCCGCCCCGUAACACUGCUGCUGUUCUCGCCGCUGACCCUGGUCCGAUUCGCACCACUCGCAACAAUACCCGUGCCAGUCCGCAGACCCCUCGACCCCUCCGGCGCACGAACGUUCAGCGCUGGCGCCGCGGUCCCACAGGCGAGCUCGCGCCGGUCUCGGAGACCGACAUCGACGACCCUUUCGCGCACCCCGCCGCCAGCAUCUUGGGCAUCCCUAACAGCUCCAAUGGGGCCAACUCGAACGCUAUCCUCGACGCCGCUCUCAGGCAGCCCGGGUCCAUCAAUGUCGACGAGGUCUUCGAGAACCAGCUCGCACAGAUGCAGCGCGUUCGAGAGGUGAUGAUGGAGGACAUGAUGGCGAUCGACAUGGCCUCGGACGAUGAGCACGACAUGGACAUAGAUUCGGUCCAGAUGCACCCUGGUCAGCAGACGUUGGUGGCUCCGGUUGCCUCUAGCUCGGGUGCCAAUCAGGUUGCCCCGAGGUUGGGCCCACGCGGAACGGAGCUCAUAGAAGAGUCCAACCCAAUCCCAGCUCCGCAGGCGAGUGCGGUCUACCCCCAACAGUGGGUUAGGAAUCAGAGUAGCGGGCUGCGUUCCUUCCCUACUGAGAAUUUGGAGAAUUGA
Messenger RNA from Cyclocybe aegerita, 1017 nucleotides. The record is from the annotation of a GenBank genome assembly. Lineage: Eukaryota; Fungi; Basidiomycota; Agaricomycetes; Agaricales; Hemipholiotaceae.